CACGAAUCCAAUAUGGCGCCUAUCGGCGGAAAAAGUGGAGCUCGAUCAGCCGACAUGAACGGUGAAGGCGAUCAACAGAACUUAUGGUCGUCUAUUUUAGGCGAAGUUUCGUCACAUUCUGGUUCGAAGCUGCCGUCGUGUAAAUCCAUCCUAGUUUUUGGUGAAGAUGAGGCGGGGAAGACAACUCUUAUAUCAAGGCUACAAGGCACAGAUGACCCCAAGAAAGGUCACGGCCUUGAGUACCUUUAUCUGGAUGUACAGGAUGAAGAUCAAGACGACAGCACAAGAUGCGGCGUUUGGAUCCUAGGCGGAGAGCCGGAACAGUCGGACCUCCUCCAGUUUGCCCUGACGCCAGCCAGUAUGAGCCACACCCUAGCCAUUAUAGUAGUUGACAUGUCCAAGCCGUGGUCCAUCCUGGACAGCUUGCGGAAGUGGGUGGACCUCUUAAGAAGACACAUAGACACAUUGCGCAUGCCGCCGGAGCGGCUACGAGAAAUGGAAGAAAGAUUGGUGCAGCAAUUCCAAGAGUACGUUGAACCCGAGGAGGGGGAGGAGCCAAAGUCCCCAAGGAGAACGACGGCCCCGGCAUCGGUGGGCGGGGAAGACGAGAAGGUCCUCUUACCGUUAGGAGAAACGACACUCACGCAUAACCUGGGUAUACCCAUUGUGGUUGUAAUUACAAAGUCCGACGCUAUUUCCAGUCUGGAGAAGGAGCAGGAUUUCAAGAUGGAACAUUUAGAUUUUAUCCAGCAACAUAUCCGCAAGUUUUGCCUCAACUAUGGUGCGGCAUUAUUCUACACAUCAGUAAAGGAGGGCAAGAACUGCGAUCUAUUGUAUAAAUACCUGCUGCACAGGAUAUAUGGCUUUCCCUUCCACAAGCCGGCACUAGUCGUAGAAAAGGACGCCCUGUUUGUGCCUUCUGGUUGGGACACUAUACAGAAAGUAGGCAUCCUCUAUGAGAAUAUGCCUAACAUUAAUCCCCAAGAACCCUUUGGAGAUGUUGUAGCUAAGCCAGUAAUCAGAAAGCCGUUACAAGACAGUAAAGAAAUUAGCGCUGAAGAUGAACAGGUCUUCCUGAUGAAACAACAAGCCAUGCUGAGUAAGAACCUCCCUCCAACCAAACAACAGGACGCACCACAGAGACCAGCCAUAGGUAUGAGAACACCAGAAAGGAAAGGCAAUGCAGCUAACGCUGCACCCAUAACACCAUCUGGAAAGGCCAAGAUGGAUGCUGGAAAGCCGGGAGCAACAAAUGAAGGGGUGCUAGCCAACUUCUUCAACAGUUUACUAAGUAAGAAAUCAGGGCCGGGGUCACCAGGGUCACCGGCUCCUCCAAAACCAGGUGACAAAUCAGUACGAAACGACGCAGCAGCAGAGCUGGACCGUAUGACCAGGGGCCGGAAAUCCAUCCCGGGGCAAAACGCCACAGGCGCAUCCUAGCAGGGCAUUGGGAGGCUAAACCUUGUGGGGGAAAGGAGGGUGAACAGUCGCCCUCACAAUCUCAUCCAAGGGAUCAAAACCUAGGGCGCAAUAUCAGCUGUCAAGCACACAAAAUCUGCUCGGACUGAUCUUGCUAAGCAGGAACAGGUUACCAGCCAAAAUAACAUGUAAUGUAUGUUGUUUACGGCUGGUUUCCUGCUUACUUGUGCUUAGCAGAAUGGUUUGCUAAGCCCCUCUUCUCUGCUUAACAGCUUGAUGAGAUUGGACCUAGGGGGUACUUCAUAAAGUAAACAGUGUUUUAAACACAUUCAUUUACUGUAAUAAUUGUAUGGGAAGCCAGUCAAGUAAAGUAAGCAAUUCAGCAAUGUAAACUACCUAUGAAUUUUUGGCUCAGAGACUUUUUUUUCAGCCUGCCCAGAUUUGAUUCCCUAGCACUCUCUAAACUUAACCAUUAACAUGUUCAAUGUUGUGUGUAGGUGACCAGCUAUAUCGUCAUGUGCUUAAUACUGUUUGUAACUGGUCCCCUGCUAAAUUCUGCUUGCCUGCUAAAUUUGUUGACCAAUAUUCCAUGGGGCUAAUUUCAUCAAACGUGUUAGCACAAAAACUUACUAAGCACAGAAACUUACUAUAGACAGAAAAAUCUUGCUGAGAAGAAGUAGUUUACCAGCUAAAAUGCCAAACAGUUAAGAUCGAUGUGACUGGUACCCAUACUCAGUUUUUUUAGCAAAGAAAUUUGCUGAGCAGAACAUUCUGCUUAGCAGUUUGUGCAAUUUGGCCCAGGAAAGCUGUCCCAUGGCAUUUGGCCAUGCUUAUGUAAGUUUUCGGUGUGGUGAAAUGGCAAAAUAUUAGGAAAGUUAUAAUGUGAUAAUGUUAACACAAGCUUCUUCCUCUGUCUUCUUUCCGGCCCAAAUUGGGAACCCAUUUUGAAGUUUUAAAAUUAGCACCACAAAGUCUUAAGCAGAUGAAAUCUUCGCACAGCUGUUAACAUUUAUAAAACGCUAAAAAAAAAAGAACAACAAAAUAAAUAGAUGACAAAUUUGUCUAAAUUUGCAGUAUGCCGAUUAACCAGGAAUUCUCUGGUAAUUUUUCUUAAAGUGAAAUGUGGCCCCUUUUCCACGUUACAUUUUCUUCAAGCUGCUAACAGUAAAACUUCUUUGUCUAUGAAACUAAGUUCCCACGUUUCAAAUACCUAUUUUGAACAACUCCAAAUAACCCAAGCCUGUAUUUUUAGCAGAGGCAAUUCAAUUCCCGUGGUUAUGGCCUUGGUGCCCCCAUUAAACACUACGCUUCAAAGACUUUGCAACGGAAGUGCCUUUUGCAAAGUGACACUGGCCUUGCCCUCUCGAUGAUGAAAUACAGCGGGCCAUUUUGUCAGCUGCCCAAGGUUCAUUUAUGAUGAAUCAAGUGGUGUUUUCAUCCCAUUUUAGGGGCCAGUCUGUUUACUCCCCAUCUAGGUGUUGUUUGGUUUAUAUGAAUUCCUGUUGGAGAAAUGUGUGGCGCCUUGAGUACCAAGACUUUUUCAACAUCUGGCCUGAUACUUCUAAGAGGCAAUUGCCUCCAUCCCCUUAGUCAUCGCCUCGGUGCCCCUUGAGAUGCUUCAGUAGCAUUUUGAUUGCCCUCAUAGAGGUGCCCUUUACUGAGGCGAAACUGCCUUGCCCUGAGAAGUCCAAAGUAUCAAGCCUGCAACAGUAUUUACAAAACUUUUAUUCUUGUUCAAAACAUUGU
Asterias rubens (European starfish) is the source of this 3165-nucleotide messenger RNA. Its product is annotated as cytoplasmic dynein 1 light intermediate chain 2-like. The record is from RefSeq and is a predicted model, not a curated record. Gene Ontology annotation, cellular component: centrosome; cytoplasmic dynein complex. The transcript has 12 exons. NCBI's taxonomy places the organism in Eukaryota, Metazoa, Echinodermata, Asteroidea, Forcipulatida, Asteriidae. Gene Ontology annotation, biological process: microtubule-based movement; microtubule cytoskeleton organization. Gene Ontology annotation, molecular function: dynein heavy chain binding. The annotation marks the transcript as partial.